Messenger RNA from Pseudophryne corroboree (corroboree frog), 11025 nucleotides. RefSeq names its product zinc finger and BTB domain containing 21 (gene ZBTB21). The coding region runs from base 172 to 3270 and encodes 1032 amino acids. Gene Ontology annotation, molecular function: protein binding; DNA-binding transcription factor activity, RNA polymerase II-specific. The transcript is spliced from 2 exons. Gene Ontology annotation, cellular component: nucleus. Lineage: Eukaryota; Metazoa; Chordata; Amphibia; Anura; Myobatrachidae. Gene Ontology annotation, biological process: regulation of transcription by RNA polymerase II. The record is from RefSeq and is a predicted model, not a curated record.
GGUCGCGCACGUGACGAGCGCUCCGUGCGAUGACCUCAUCCCUGGUGUGGGAUGACGUCAAAUUCAAGAUGGAUGGAAUCACGACGGCGGCAGGCGCACGCCGAUGACUGGGGGACUCCGGAGCGGACGAGCUGCACCCCGGUAUCCGCGGACUGACGAUCAAUCAUAACAAUGGAUGGACUUCUACAUUACAUAAAUCCAGCCCAUGCAAUCUCUAUGUUGAGCUCUUUAAAUGAGGAACGUCUGAAAGGUCAACUUUGCGAUGUUCUUCUGAUAGUUGGGGACCAGAAAUUUAGAGCACACAAAAAUGUGUUGGCUGCAAGCAGUGAAUAUUUCCACAGCUUGUUCAUGGAUAAAAACAAUGAGUCUCAGACGGUCUUUCAGCUGGACUUUUGCGAAGCAGAUGCGUUUGACAACGUCUUGAACUAUAUAUAUUCCUCAUCUCUGUUCGCCGAGAAAGGAAGUCUUGCUGCUGUGCAGGAACUAGGCUAUAGUCUAGGUAUCAGUUUUCUUACAAAUAUACUUUCCAAAACUCCUCAAGCACCAUUUUCUUCAUGUCCAAGCAAAAAGUCUGCUCUGCAAGAAGAAGAUGACAGUGGGUCUCAGCAAAGAAGUGUUAUAGUCUGUCAGAGCAGAAAUGAAGCACAAAGCAGGGACGUUAGUAAUUUACAAGACAAAAGCCAGGCUUCUAAACCCUCCUCUUCUAUGGGGAAGGCGAAUUCUGCUAAACAUCAUAUGCGAUCUGAUUCACUUUCCAGUUUCUUAGCUUCUGAAAGAAAGUGGCAUGGAUCUUCUAACUCUUCAGGAGAGCGAAGCAUAAGUGGUUGGUUGAAAAGAAACACUUUAUUGCAUCAGAAGACAUAUGAAGGUCUUGAUGAUGAUGAUGAUGGUGACGAUGAUGAUGAUCACCCUUCCUCUAGCAGGUCUUUGUCAAGAGGGCAUGCUUUGGAGAUCUAUAAGAAAAAAAUGGUGCCCUCAUUACUAUGCUCAUCUGAAUCCUCAUUUUCAACACCGGACAUAAAAAGAGAGAGUCCACAGAGCAAGGAAGAAGAAAGAAACCUGAUGUAUUACUCUCAGCUUGCACUGGUAGAUUCUUCUGCUGGAUCUUCAAGCCAACGAAUUGACCGAAGUGGACCGCUUGUCAAAAGUCUUCUUCGAAGAUCACUCUCUAUGGAUAGCCAGGUUCCUGCUUACUCUCAAACUGUUGACUUGCAGUCUCUUCAAGUAACAUCAGCCCUAAAAGACAACUCAAAAAGAGAUGCUUCUUGUAGCAUGUCUCACAGGCACACAUUAAAAGGAGCAGUAGAUAAAGCUAGCAUUAGAGAUGAGGGACAAGAAAAAACGGUUGAUCUCAUGAGACCGUUUACAUCAUCGCAGUCAACCGCUACAGAAAUGGGUAUUCGCAUAAAGGCUGAGCCCAGCAGUCCCGCUUCAGAACAACCAUCAGAAAUUUUUCAGAUUACUGUUGGAGAUGCUUCUCAAACAAGGAGCAGACCUCGUCCUCUUCAUCCUGAACAUGAGACUCCUUUAAAUCGACUUCCAGCUAAAAGAAGAUUUCAAGCUGAUAGAAGAAUGCUGCCUAGACGAGUAAAGAUGAAAUCAAGCAGCUCUCCGGAAUCAGAGUAUAACUUUAGGGAAGACACUACUGCCUUCGGUGACUUCUCAGAUUCCGAUGACAGCAAGGAGAUGGGUGUUGCAAUACCUGAAAUCCUGCAAAGCAAAAAGUUUAAAUGUAAACACUGCCUUAAAAUAUUUAGAUCAACUGCUGGUCUUCAUCGUCAUAUGAACAUGUACCACAAUCCUGAGAAACCAUAUUCUUGUGACAUUUGCUACAAAAGAUUUCACACAAAUUUUAAAGUGUGGACUCACUGUCAGACGCAACAUGGGAUAGUGAAGAACCCGUCGCCCGCUUCCAGUGCACAAGCCGUUUUGGAUGAAAAAUUCCAAAGGAAAUUAAUUGACAUUGUCAGAGAACGGGAAAUUAAAAAAGCGCUUAUGUUUAAGUUACGACGAGGCAAAGCAGGCUUUCCAGGAAUGGCAAGUAGUCAAGCACAAGCACUGAAGAGGUCACGGUCAAGAACCAAAACUGCUUUUACAUGCAACCAUUGUGGGAAAGCUUACCGUUUCCUGUCUCAGUUAAAGCAGCACUGCAAAAUGCAUCCAGGGGAAAAAUCCGGAUACAGCAGCAAAAACAUUAGACCUAAAGUACCUUCACCUCCAAAGAGCCCAGUGGAAAGCAAGGAGGUUUUUCACUGCCGUCUCUGCAAUGCCAAGUUAUCUUCAUUUGUUGAACAGGGAAACCACGAGCGGAUGUGUAGAAAUGCAACAUUAUGUCCGUAUUGUAGUCUUCGAUUUUCUACUCCAGAACUCAAAAACGAACAUGAACCAAAGUGUGAGUACAAGAAGCUCACAUGUCUUGAGUGCAUGAGAACAUUUAAAUCUUCUUUUAGUAUUUGGCGUCAUCAGGUGGAAGUCCACAACCAAAACACAAUGACUCCAACAGAAAAUUUCUCAUUGCCUUUGCUCGAUCACAAUGGCGAGAUUAGCAAUCCACCAAGGCUCCACUCUCUGUCUGAAUCCAGUAAGGGGAAUAACAAUAUAGACGACGGCGAAUACAGUGAUUCUUCAGAACAUAUGAACUUUGAUUCAGAGGAUUCAAACUGCCUCCCUGAAGAUCUUAGCAUUUCAAAACCAUUCAGCAUGAAGAUCAAGGAAGAACCUGUAGAUGACAUGGACGAUAGCUCUGAAGCUCACUAUGACCAUAAAGAAGACCUGUCUGGCUCGGAGCGCGGCAUGUGGUCUUGUGAAAAAUGUGGGAAAAUGUUUACAGUUUUCAAGCAACUAGAGCGCCAUCAAGAACUACUGUGCUCCGUCAAACCUUUCAUUUGUCAUGUAUGCAACAAAGCCUUCAGGACAAACUUUCGCCUUUGGAGUCACUUUCAAUCCCACAUGGGCCCAGGAGAAGAUUCUUUCAAAGAAACAGAAGCUUGCGCUCCCAUGAGCUCCCCAUCCCCUCCACCAACCCCGCUGCCACAGCCACCGCCUCUCCCACCUAAAAUAGAGCCCAUAGAACCAGAACGAGGCACCAUUUUUCCAGAGAAAUCAAAUGCUACAGAAAAAGUGUUUGCUCCUCAAGAAUCGGACACACUCUUCUACCAUGCCCCACCUCUCUCAGCCAUCACCUUUAAACGACAGUUCAUGUGUAAACUGUGUCACAGGACCUUUAAAACUGCAUUCAGUCUGUGGAGUCACGAGCAGACACACAACUGAAUCUCUGGUGCUGGAUUAAAGUCUCUUUCUUUACUGUGCCGAUAAUUCCUUUCAAGAAGUCAACAGUAGAAAACGCCCGAAGAAUUUGCCCUUUCUAUUGGUGUUAUUGCUAGAUGACUAUAAACGGUGUGCAGUAAGAUGGUCUGAAUUUUGUUCAUUAAUUAAACCCUUAAUCCACACUGGACUCUUUUGACCUGUUUCAUAUGCAUGUGAUUCUUGACCAUCCCAGUCACACAGAAAGUUUGAAGUUCCUUCCUCUUUUGUUGGUGGAAAAGAUUUCAGUUUGACGUUAUUGGAAACUUCUCAUCCUCCUGUCAUUUUUAGUGGGACUAAAUAGAUUGACUAACUGCUUACAGUAAAUAAUAAUGUGAUUUUGUAUUUUUAGGUAUCUUCUUUUAGCAAUAAUCAAUAUAAGAACCUCAACUUAAUAUGACACAAACUUGGUAAAUUUUUGUUGUUGUCCAGGCACAGGGUGGAUUGAUACUGCGCUAGCUAAGUAGAUAAGCGUUGAUUUUUACAAAUUCAAAUAACAAAAAAUAAAAUAGCGGAAUAUAGCUGAACCAAACAUCAUUGUAACUGACCACUGCAUUGACGUGGUUCCACUUUAUUCAAGUUCUCUGCAUUUGUGAUAAAUACAAGUUUCCUAGUUUUACUGUAAGUUUUAUUACUUAAACAGACAGACAUCUCCGACAAUCCCUGUGCAUUAAGAUAUAGCAUGUUUUUUUGGGGGGGUUUUUGUACAUUUUAAUUUUAUAUUUUUUGUUUUCUAUUUUUUCUUUUUUUUCAUUUAGUCUGGAUCUAUCGGAAAUACCCUAUUUCUUAUUCCGUUUAUUUCUGAUUCAGUUUACAGAUUAACAACAUUUUCAGUGCAUUGAGACUUCUGGCUACAUUUUUGUUAGCAGAAUAAUUUAGACUAUUAGAUUCCCGGAUCUUCAUCAGACCAGUGCUGCUGCUUUUUAUUAAAGAAUUGUCAAAACUGGAAUUCCAUUUUCUCUGUAAAUUGAAUACUCAAAACUAAAUGCAUAAAGCACAAGUUUAUGUAUCUUAGAUUUUACUAAGUACUAGUUAAAUGAAUAAAACUCGCGUUAUUGAUAAUGUACAGUAGGUGUCUGGACUUAAUAGGUGAUAGAAUUGCUUGAAAAGACAUUUUUCUGUCUUUUUUUUUUUUUUUUAUAUAAUUGCAUAAGGAGAGUUUGAAAUAAUUAUUUUUUAUUCUAGUGUAUUUAAUACUUUGGGUUAAAUGCAAUAGCCAGAGAGAAACCGGAAGUGUGGGAUUUUGUGCGAGGCUGGCUGGAUUUUUAAAGUGGAAAUAAUUUACACGGCAAAAAUAUGUAAAUGAUUGGCGCUUUAAAAAUCGAGCCAUACUCCUGCUUCUCGCAGGCUAUUACAUUACAUUUACAAGUCUGUAGGUGGCUGCAGUUUUGAGAUGAGAUGCCUGAAAAUUGAUGCAUUCAUUCAUUUGUUGGUUAAACCUACCUACUACAUUAUCUCUGAGCAAUUACUUAUAGUGCACCAUCUUUGUUGUCAUUUUAUUGUUUGUAUGUAGGGGAAUAUGGCCCAUGGCUGUAAUAACACAGACAUACAUAAAUUAUAUAAAUAAUAUGGGAUGCAGUUAUGUCACAAUACCGAUGCCUACAUCCCGCCCCGUCAAAAACCUGACAGUCGGCAUGCCAAGUAACAGGGACUGUUCCCACCCUUAGAGUGGGAAUAGAACCUGUUGCGAGCACAGCUUGCCACCGAGCCCGCAAGUGUCUUAGUUGCGCUCGUCCCGGCCUUACCAACCCCCCCCCCCGAGAUCACGCCAUCUGUAUGGUGACCGGCGGGAUCCCAAGUGCCGGUCACCCAUACCCAACCCUUUUUUCAGGUUACUGCAUUUACAAACAAUAUUUUGACACAAAGCAUAGUGCUUUAUUCCGAUAUUAUAUCUUAUAAAACAACCUAGAGCAACAAUAAAACUAUAUUGAACAUUCUGUAUAUGUUCCAAAAUGGCAACUUGCCCAUUUCUGUCAAAGAAUGAUACAAGCCAACAGGGCGCAUCAUUUGGACUUUUAUUUAUUGAAAACGUAUUGCAUAUUAUUUAAUUCAUCUAUAGGAGAGAUUUACUGUGCUAUAUUAUUUUUUUCUUAGUAUUUGCAAAAUUAGUGAGUAUUAUUUUUUAAAUGUUACGAUAUUUUUCAUUCUCUAGAAAGAAUGAUUAGAAAAGAAAUAAGUAGUAGCGAUGGGGUAGAUUUACUAAAGAGCAGUUUCUUAAAGUCGCCGAUCUUCCUCUGCUUUGACCGAUCGUUUUAGAAUGGCAAUAGGAAUAAAUGAUAAACAAGGCUAGUUUAGCCGUUAUUGCCGUUCUAACAGUGCAUCUGCCAAAGCCUCCGAUGAGUGUUGUCUUUGACAACCCGGCCCUUAGUAAGUCUCUUAGAUUCUGAACAUUUGUUUUCUCAAUUGUAUGAAGCCUACCGUGUAUGCAUUGUACCAUCUCUGUAAUUGAAUCCUUCAAAUUAUCGGGUCAACUGUCUUGUAUCACAAAAAAACUGCCUUUUAUUUGAUAGGUGACUUUGUAUUUUCAGUUGAACCUCACUGACCUAUGGUUUCAGAUAAUCCGUCACCGUUAUGAGGGAAAUAAUACAUUCUACAGUUCAAUGCACGCAAAGUAUGAUUUGCGUAUAUGUAUCCUUUCUUUUUCUUUUUCUUCACUAUAAUUUACUUGUCAUUGGCUUAAAGCCGUGAUGGCAUCCUGAAGACUUCUAGGGCCGGAUGUGUGGCCUCCUCGCCUACACUCAAUUCCAGCAAUAGAUAAAUAAUACAUUUAACCAAAUAUACCAGGGGGUGAAAUUCUGGCAAAUUUGCCCCAUUUUUUUUUUUAAGUGUUCAUCAUUUAGAAGUCAAAACCCAGCUGGUUUUGCCUUUUAAACGAUUGCUACUUUAAUACAUUGGGCAGACCGGAUGGUGUGUGGCCUAUGCCUGCAGGUCAGUCUUAUUACAUUUUCCCUCAUAUGUUCUUCAAAUAGAUUCUACAUGUACACAAAAGCACACUUGGGAUACUCUUAUGCCAUUCAAACACCCCACACACCACACAAAACACUCCUUAGAUACCUUGCCCACCACACACAAUGCCCACUCAUUGAAAACACCCACACAUGCCAUUUAGAAUACAUCAUCCAAUUGCCCUAAAACACUACUACAGUAGUUUAAUUGCAGUUAUAUAUAUUAACCAUUCACGCCUCUAAUUACACAGUGGUCUGCCUGUUACUUCGAAUGGUUUAAAGGGAAAUGUUACCUGCCUUUCACAUACUUUUGCUUUAUUUCCUCUGGCCUUAGGUACUUCAGAUCAGGUAUGUAGACACCAUUAUACCCCAUGUCCGGAACAAGUCUAGGAUAUUUCGACCACGAUUAAGAAACUUGCGAAUUCCGUUUUGUGCAACGCAGAAAUUUGAAUGUUAUGGGCACACCUAAUUCCUAAUACACAAUUACGCUAUGUACUAUAGAUUACUACCGAUUACAUUAGUGACCUAUAGUUUGACAUUAUGUUAUUAGUAGGCAAAAUUGUCAUCAAAGUCUCAGAAGAGAAAGGAGGUAGCAAUAUGAAAACACCUAAAGUGACACCUUAACAACAUGAAUCAAAACUCCCAAUCAAUAUCUACCAUAAGUUUGUGUUUAAUGCAUAGUAGCAACAAAUUAUGUGUAUUUAAUAUCUUCUUUUGUCACUUGCAUCCAUCUAUGUAGUUAUCCCCCCCCCUUCUCUCCUCCACAACACACCCUGCAAGGCAGAUCUGGUAUCCAGUCUCUAGGUCGACCACUAUUGGUUAACAGUAGGUUGACAUGGACUAGGUCGACAAAACAAAAGGUCAACAUGAGUUUUUCAAAAAGGUGCAAAAACUGAUGUCGACCUUCUGUCAUGUCGACAUAGGGUGCCUGUUGACCUACUUACUAUCAGAUCUGAUGGGACAAUAUUACAAGUGGUCAGUAGGCCAACUUGAUAUCAAAGUCCAAAAAGACAACAAAGCUAGUAAUAUAAAAACACCUUUAAGUGACGACUUAAUAACAGAUCAAGACUCACAAUGUUGGUACUUCUCUAACCAACAAAAAUUAGCUAUAGCAAAUGGUCAUGGAGAGUCCUUGUGUUUUUGCAGACCUUUUAUUAGUGAUCUAGUAGUUUUGUUUUAGACAAAGUACAAAAUAUAGGAUCGCCCUUGACGUGACACAAUAAUCUCCCAAAUCUUUGUUACUAGCAAUAAAUAAUUUGUAGUUCAUAUUGAUUCUCUCCAGUUAAAGAGGUUGUAUUCUGACAUAAGAGCUGAAGAGGCCAGCAUGUGAUUUUCUUUUUCACUGGCGUACAUCUAUGUAGCCCCCCAGCACCAACCCACCUAACAGAGCCUUCCUUUUGAGUAUAUCCUGGGCCGAUUGCUGUGCCAUCUAUGAACUUAGGCUUAGUAUAAAACCAAUUUAGAAUACUGAUAGUUAGACAGUCUUAGACUAAUGGAAUGACCUUGUGAUUUGGCCUUUUUUCCUCUUUGUAUACUUACAACUGCUGCCAUCUGCUGGUAAUAGUUUACUUUUUACCAUAUUAUUUUAUGGGUAUGCAGCAACAUAUUUGUAAUGGUCCCUUACAAUUUAAACAUACGUUUUUUUAAGUGAGCAUUCCAAAAAAACACACACACACACAAAAAAAAGCACAUGCAUUUUUGAAUAUAUAUAUAUAUAUAUAUAUAUAUAUAUAUAAUUUUUUUUUUUUUUUACAAGAGCUCUAUCCAGCUGAAUGGAUGGGAGCAUGCCUUAUCUGGGGAAUAAUGCAGAAUAUAGUGUUGGAGUAAAGCAAGUGUGUUGUGCUACCAAUGUGAUAAUGUGACCUGUGCCCUAGAAAUUACUGUGUUCUAGCUUUCCUGAGAAUUUCUGCUCAAAGUGCAAAUGACUGUUGCCUAUGAAACUCUAUGAACACAGAAAUAAUUUUUCUAAUGUGUUAUGUCUAAUAGUCAAUGCACAAUUUUAUAUCUGUCCAUACACACACACACACACACACACACACACACUGCCAAACCUGCAAGAACAGUCUGUUUGGUGCUAGAACAAAUGAGCGGGUCUGACGGGUCACUGUUAAUGUGGUCAGAUAAUGAUCCCAAAUAUAAAAUUGGUACUGGCCGACAUAUUAGGGAAUCCAAUCCAAUACAAUCUUGAUUGGAAUCUGGUCCUUUUGGGCCUAUGUGUUAUUUGGUUUGCAUCAUAUUAAGUCUUUAGCUGCGUCAUUGGCCAUCAAAAUCUCAUUGUGUUAUGGGUACUUUACCGUCUAGCCAGACACAUGCCUUUAUGGCACAAAAACUAUUUAUAGGGGACAUACAACCUGUUACGACAUUCACUGUACAUCAGACUGGUUUUUGCCAUUGAAUUAUUUUAUUUUUGUAAUUUUUUUUUUUUUUAAACUUUUACAUGAUUUUUUCGUAUUGAAGUUUCAAAAGAUUUCCACACCUAUUUUAUGGGGGUCAAAUGAAUGGAUAUAAAAAUGUAUAUUUUGGCCAAAAAUGAAAUUUACAAGUUUUUUUUUUUAUUAUUUAAUAUUGAUUGUUGUAUAAUGGCACUCUGGAACUUUAUUCAUACUCUGGCAUGUAAAGCAAAAUCAAAUGUUAAUUCAAUAUAAAAAAAACAUUAAGCACCUUGACUGAAUUUGAUUUGGAAGAUUGCUUUAAACAUGGCACCCAUCAAUAUGAAACUAAUGUCAAGAUCUGCACAUUUGCAAGUAUAAUUGUGGAUUUUACAAAGUGUUCUUGAAAAGAACACUAUAAAAAAUAUUUAUUUUAAAACUAAAGAUCUAAUUUAGAGCUUACGCUUCAACAGCAACAAAAUCUGAGGUAUAAUGUGAUUGUAUUGAUUCUAUAUAAUCAUUUUUCUGUGGUUAUACAAAUGCAUGGAAGUUACAGGUAAGCUUAAUAACAAGUAUGCAGAGAAAUAAGCAUAGUAGAAGUUUUUACAAAAGUAUUCAAAAAUAUUUAAGAAUUUAAUAUCUGAAUUCAAGCCCAGUUAGGUUCAAACGAAUAAUGCAUCUAUUUACAUGCUAGAAAUACAUUUAAAUAGAUUUUAAUCCAUUACAGUACUGGGUGGCAACUGUUGGGAACAAAAGAAAAUCUAAUUCAAACUACAAAUUUUUGAUACAAAAAGUUUUAUAGUUCUAUCGAUUAAGCUCUUGUUUUCUAAAUGGAAAAAAAAGUAUUUACCUUUUAAACUCAAACUGGUGUUUAAAACGUACUAGCAGUUCUUAUUAUUGUGCUUGAAUAUUACAUUUAAAGUUGUUGUUUUUCUUCAUCAGAUGGUAAAAUAAAAUAGGCACAGAAACUGUUUCAUCCAUAUAAAUUUACAAGUGAACACAUUUUUGUCUUUCUUUUUCUCAUUUAGGGAGAUAUUUAAUUAGCCCCAAAAAUAUUUUUUACUUUUUCGUCUUUUUCAGGGAAUGGGUAUUUAAUUAUUCCUCCUCUUUGUUUUUUGUUUUUUUGCAUCUGAAAAUGUAUUUAUUUUUUCCAUUUUUGGGCAAAAACACAUAAGAUCCUGGAUGAGUUCCCGGAUCUAUAUGUUUUUGCGAUCGUGAAAAUGGGGCAUUUUGUUGGAGAUUUAUUUAUUUAUUGCCUUCCCCAGGCAGUUGACAAAUUAAUCCACGAUGGGUGCCGUCUUUGGGACUACAUGGAUAGCCACGGGCGGGUCAAUAAAUUGCAGUAAAUUUAUGUUGCUAAUUGAAUAUGCCCCUAAUGUUUAUUUUUUUUUAUUUUUUAGAAUUUAAUUCUUGAUAAAACAUUGCAGAAGAAGAACGCUAUAGAAUAGAAAGUAUUUGAAACCAAUUACUAGAGUAUUCGCAUUACAAGUCCUCCUUAUUUACUUGUCAUAUUGCUAUGAUACAUUACAACAUGGAAGACGUGUCUCAUAGGAUGAUGUGAAUUUACAUAGGUUCAGUUUAUUUUGGUUAUGCUCCAUACUGACAGUACAGUGAGAAGAGGCAUGUCUAGUUACACAGAGCCCAUGUUUUUGGUCCGUGUAUAAUUAAAUCCACUGUAUCAAUUGUAAAAAGUUUUGCUGCAGUUAUACUUUGUUUUAAUUAUCCAAAUAUAGUUAUGCUGCUUAUCUUUGUCUACUGUAUUUAUUCUGCAACCUGUUUAGUUGUUUAAAAGAGAUAUUAUGCUGCAAUUAAUUAAUUCGAUUUUUAAGUAUUUACAUUCAUAAUAAUAAUAACUGAACUCCUCCAUUGGGACUCACACGGACAAGCGGUUUUACACCCUCCUAUAUAGUAUGUUUCGCUGCAACUUGAACAAUACUCGCUGAAGUUUUUCUAAAUGCUAGAUGGAUAAAAAAAAAUGAAGCAACCAACACUCAAGUUUCUGACAGUGUUAAAAUAUUGUGAGUAUGCCUAAAGCAUUUAUCCUGAUAAUCUACGAGCCCUAUUUUAUGUAAACGCACGAUCUGUGAGCGUUGCAGAUAGAUGGUUCUAACACUGAGUACAUGCCUUAAGUGUGUAAUUUGUGAUUCUAUAUAUUCCGAUACUGCUAUUAGCACAGUACAUCAGCACAUCUGAUUUAUAAAUCGAUUUUUACUUUUGUCAGAAAAGAUACAUCCUAAUGUAGACAGAAUCUUUAUCCUGUCCUGUAAUGUUAUUUGUUAUAAUUAUUUUCUACUGGUAGUUUUUUUUUUUUUUCUUUACUAUGCUGUUGACCAACAAAUGUUGAAUCUAAUAAAGUUACAAUUUUUUUUUUUCUUUUGAAUUUGUGAAUGCAUAUUCCUUCAAAAUUA